Closterium sp. Yama58-4 is the source of this 1737-nucleotide messenger RNA. The record is from the annotation of a GenBank genome assembly. Lineage: Eukaryota; Viridiplantae; Streptophyta; Zygnematophyceae; Desmidiales; Closteriaceae.
AUGACCCCCUUCUCCCCUUUCGCCCUCCUCUCCUUCCCUCUCCUCUCUGCGCUCCACCAGCUAUCAGAGGUGGCCAUGCCGCACUACCUAGCAGCGGCCGUAUUCGCCGCGUCAAACGGGCUCACAGACGAGUUCAACAGCAACGUGCGCCUCCUCAUCGCCAUGACUCUCGCCUGCGGCCUCUUCAGUGGUCUAAGGGCCGCCCUUUUCACCAUCUUCAACGUCCAAAUGAUGCGGCGAAUGCGGCUGGCGCUAUACGAGACGCUGAUCCGGCAGGACAUUGCCUUCUUUGACGGCCAGUCGGUGGGCGACCUCACGUCCCACCUCGGCUCCGACUGCCAGGCAGCGGGGUACACCAUGGGCAGCGACCUCAACAUCGUGCUGCGCCACUCGCUGCUGGGCAUAGGAACGUUUGUCUUCCUUCUUCGUCAGAGCUGGCAGAUGGCCCUUAUGACCGCUGCCCUCUGUGGCAUCAUGUGGUAUCUGCUCGUCAUCUACGGCGACUUCUCCCGGCUGAGCUCCAUGGUCCUACAGGACAAUGAGGCCGCAGCCAAUGAGGUAGCGGAGGAGACUAUGUCUCUUGUUCGAGUGGUGCGGACGUUUGGCACAGAAAGCGAGGAGGUGAAGAGGUAUGACGAGCCUCUCAAGAGGCUGGUAGAGGUGGGGAUGCGGCGGAGUGUGGCGAAUGGGUUGUGGACAUGCGCUGACACCAUUGUCUAUAACACCUCCAUGGUGGCAGUGGUGACAAUGGCGGGCGGGGCACUAAUGACAGGGCGCAUAACAGCGGAGCAGGUGACACAGUUUGUGAUGUAUGCGGACUGGAUGGCCUACAACAUGUGGUGCGCGGGCGACCACUGGGCCACCCUCAUGGACUCCAUCGGCGCCUGCCACCGCGUGUUCCAGCUGCUCGACCUGCCGCACCCAGAGCAGCUCAAUAAGGGGCACGGCCGUGUGCUGCCAUCCCUGAUGGGCAAGCUGGAGUUCCUCAAUCUCUCCUUCCGCUACCCCACCCGCCCUGAGGCUCUUGUGCUGGAGGGUAUCAACCUGACCAUCCGGGCGGGCGAGCUGGUGGCACUGGUGGGGCACAACGGCAGUGGCAAGAGCACCCUCCUCAGGCUGCUGCAGCGCCUCUACGAGCCCACGGAGGGGCAGGUGCUUAUAGACGACGUGCCUCUACCAGAGAUUGACAUCGCAUGGCUGAGAAGCCACAUUGGGGUCGUCAGCCAGGAGCCUCUUCUGUUCAGCAGAGAUGUGGCAUCCAACAUUGCAUACGGAAGCAACCAGAAAGUUUCCUGGGAAGACAUUAUCCGGGCAGCGACGCAGGCCAACGCGCACCAAUUUAUUUCCGAGCUGCCCGAGGGCUACGACACAGUGGUGGACAACGCCCGGCUGAGCGGCGGGCAGAAGCAAAGAAUAGCAAUUGCCCGGGCUUUGGUGCGCGACCCCACGCUGCUGUUCCUGGAUGAGGCCACGAGUGCCCUGGAUGCUGAGAGCGAGCACUACGUGCAGAUGGCAUUGAACCAAGUCAUUCAUGACAACUCCCAUGCAAGUGGGGGCAGAAGUCGAACCAGAGUCGUCAUUGCACAUCGGUUAUCCACCAUCCGUUCUGCUGAUAGAAUAGUGGUUGUGUCUCACGGGAAGAUCAUCGAGGUUGGCACACAUGAGCAGCUGAUGGAGCGAAAGGGGGCGUACAUGGAAUUGCACUCGCGCCGAAAUGAAGCCCUUGCGGCCCAAUGA